Molecule: messenger RNA, 693 nt
Organism: Racocetra persica
Lineage: Eukaryota; Fungi; Glomeromycota; Glomeromycetes; Diversisporales; Gigasporaceae
Source: the annotation of a GenBank genome assembly
AAAAUUGCAGAUGCAAACCAUAUCGACGAAAUAAAACAUCUUAAAUCAGCGUCAACGAAUAUCGAUGUGUAUUCUAAAGUUUUGUUAGAUCAAUUUGAUAACCUAAUCACACAAGAUGAGGCUGGAGUAUCACAAAGUAUUCCGGAUUUAAUCAAAACUGCUGUGCAGCAUCCGCAUUCAUACCUUUUUGCUCAAGCAUUGAUUAAACGCUUAUCUGAAGAACAAAAUGGCUAUCCACUAAGGAAAUUGGCAAAAGAAUUAGAAAAAGGUGUUUCUAAUAACAAUACGGAACUUGUUGAAAACUUAAGAAACCUAAUAGCGGCUCCACCGCUACCAAUCGCAACUUCUAUUUUACGUAUUCCACCGACUCCUGGAGAUAUAGUAGCUUUACACAGACAAUAUUCCGGCGAACCGUUACCUUCGCCUAUAUACUUGAGAGAUCCACAGUUACUUUACUGGCUCUUAAAUAAUGCAUUUGUACCAUCAGAUAAAACCGUAAAUAUGAAGCCGGACAUUAAAGAGAAGUAUCUAUAUCUUGCGGCUUAUGCUGCCUCUGCCGAAGAACGAAAUGAUGGACAGAUAGACAGCUCUAGAGUUAGCACGACAUUUGAAACACUCAAGAGACUCUCAGCUACCUUGUCGAAAAAGGGAGUUAUAGGCCUUGAAUUUAAUGCUAUCGUUCAAGAUCUUUUG